AUGUCGACGCAUACUGCCACAGACAUGAGAUGGCAUAAGCAAAAACGGGUAGACGACGAUGUGAUGCGGCAUCCUGCAGAUGGGGAGGCAUGGAAAGAGUUCGAUCGAACGUUCCCCGAGUUUGCUGCUGAUCCCCGAAAUGUUAGGCUGGGACUUGCCACUGACGGAUUCAAUCCGUACGGGGUUCUAAACCAACAUCACAUUAUGUGGACUGUGAAUGAUUUUCCCGCAUAUGCAAUGGUGUCGGGAUGGAGCACAAAGGGUUAUAUGGCAUGUCCUGUAUGCAAGGAAGAUGUGACUUCUGGUUGGCACGCUGGAAAAGUGUGUUACCUUGGGCAUCGAAGAUGGUUGCCAUGGGAUCACGAGUGGCGGGAAAAGGAUAAAGAGUUCGACGGGAACAAAGAGCAUCGUGCAAGACCUAGAGAAUCGUCCGGUGAUCAGAUCUUGGAUCAGCUUAACCAUUUGGAUUUUGCUCCGUUCGGGAAAACUUUUCUACAGUUUGUGUCGUCUGUAAAGUUUCCUGAUGGGUAUGCUUCUAAUAUCGCACAUUGCGUGAAUGUUGACGGGGGUAAAUUUAUCGGACUCAAGAGUCAUGACUGCCAUGUGUUUAUGCAACGCCUACUUCCUGUUGGGAUUCGACACCUGUUGCCGGAAGAUGUAGUCAAGCCAAUCAUAUUGUUGUCCAGAUUUUUUUCCCAACUGACGGCAAAGACAUUGCGAAAGACAGACAUUCAUCAGUUGCGUGAUGGCAUUGUCCAAGUCCUAUGCAAGUUUGAGAUGAUAUUCCCUCCGGCUUUCUUCACAAGUAUGAUCCACAUGAUGGUUCACUUGCCAGAAGAGGCAUUGGUUGCUGGUCCAGUCAACUAUCGCUGGAUGUAUCCUAUAGAAAGGCUUCUCGGAGAGCUGAAAAGAAGCGUACGCAACAGAGCGAAGCCCGAAGGAUCAAUUGUAGAGGCUUGGGUUCAAUAUGAGGCGCUGACUUUCUGUGGAAUGUAUUUAAAAGAUGUGGACACGGCUUUCAAUCGACCUCAGCGCAAUAAUGACGGAAGUGUGAGAAAUGAGCAACUUUCUAUUUUUUCACAAAGCGCACGACCCUUUGGAGAUCAUGUACAAGGGGAGUCAUUUUCCAGAAAAGAUAUGGAGAUAGCUCAUUGGUUCGUAUUGAACAAUUGUGAUGAGAUAAUGGCAUACUUAGAUGAGCAUGAAGAGAUGAUGAAGCGAGAACAUCCAUCACAUUUGUAUUCCAAGAAACACCGUGAAUUAUUUCCAAAAUGGUUCUUGCAAUAUGUGAAUAAGUUGAAAUCAGAGAAUUCCCCCACUUACAGUGAAGAGUUAUAUAACUUGGCAUUCGGCCCACUUCGGGCUGAAUUGUUCUCGGGUUGCCAUGUUAACGGCGUCAAGUUUUUGGGGAGUGCACGAGAUGACAAGUUGUGUAAGCAAAACAGCGGUGUCCAUGUUCCAGGUGGAGGCGAAAGUACAGACAUUGAUUUCUAUGGCAAACUCACCACUGUCGUGCAAUUGCUUUACAAAGACCGAUACCAAGUGAUCAUGUUUAAGUGUCGAUGGUUUGAUACGAACCAAAAUAGGCAGGGAAGUAUUAAAAUCGAUCAUGGGUUACUAUCUGUGAACAUGAGCAGAACUUGGUAUGAUGACAACCCUUACAUUUUGGCAACCAUGGCAAAACAGAUUGUCUAUCUAAAUGACCCUAAAGCAGGGAGCGGGUGGAAAGUUGUUCAGCAGAUGGAUCAGAGGAAUGAGUAUGCUAUACCAGAACUAGACCCAUCUGACAAUGACGUCGACGUUGCUGACCAACGUUUCGAAUAUUCCAUGGAACAUGAUGCACAAACACUUCAAGAUACAAUUGUCGUACAGGAACCUUUUCAGCUUGAAGGAGUGUCUCCAAGAGAAAUACCGAUUCAGUCAAUUACAAUUGACCUCAGUGAUCUUCCGCGAUACGAUCCAACCAUGGGGGACGACAACGACGAUGAUGUACUUAUGGAGGAGGCGGAGGAAGAGGAGGAGGAAGAGGAUUGGGAGACGGAUAGUCAUGAUAGUGAUGAUAACGAAGGUUAUUAUAGUUCAUCUGAUGAAUAA
This is a messenger RNA of Prunus avium (sweet cherry), 2094 nucleotides long. NCBI's taxonomy places the organism in Eukaryota, Viridiplantae, Streptophyta, Magnoliopsida, Rosales, Rosaceae. The record is from RefSeq and is a predicted model, not a curated record.